AUAACCAGAGCCUGUGAGUAAUGGCUGACAACGCAGCAGAACCAGAGCCGAUUUCUCGCAAGCGAAAUGCGCAGUCUUUGGAAUGUCACACUCGGCCAGGCGAAUCUCACGCAGCUAGCCAGCAUGACUUGGCCGGAAGCGGAAGCCAGUGCGAACCCUCGCGUUCGGAAUCUGAGCGUGUUGCGUCCAAAGGGAUUGUGGCUGGGCUUGUAUCGCGGAUAGAAAGAGGGGAGCUGGCUCCACCUUUGAAACGAGCGAAAUCGUCUGUCGAUGAGGGAAACGAGCAAGCCGAUCUUACGGCUGACGAAGCGAGACGACAUAGAACCGAGGGUGUACCGGGAACGAGAAUCGAGGAGGAAGGAUCCGCCCUGCCAGGACCAAGAGAGGGUCCAAGAGAAAGGGAUGCGGACGUGAAAAGGGGUACGGGGGAGACUCGCGGUGUGGAAAGCAAGGGUGUAGUCUCGCUGUGUGGAGUCAACAAAUCUGCAACUAAGGCUGGGAAUAAUGAGCAAGAUGCUGGAAUCGGGGAGCUGGCGGAGAAGGAGCAAGUUGACGAGCUUGCGUUGUUAAAGGAGAGAGGCAGGUUGACGUGGGAGCAGCAGUGGAUGGUGGCGGCGGUGGAGGGGGUGGUGGGGAGGUUGGUGGACGCAGAGGAAGAGGAGACGAGCCGACUGGUCGUAGCACAUCAAAGGCACAUGAAGGCGAGUGCAGCUGUGUCAAGAGCAGCAGGAGCAGCAUCAGAGGCACGGCAAGCGUGGGGGAACUUGGAAGAGGCACGAAGGCAAGCCAUGGUAGAGCUUAACGAAAGUCAAGCUGCACUCGAGGAGGCGAAGGCUCGCUUGGAGGAUCUUAGGACGGCACAGCGGCAGCAUCAGGAGUUUCUCGGGAAAAGGGUUGCUCAGCAGAAGCUGGUGGUUGAGCGGGCACUGCAGCACCUCCAGGUAUGAAUCCGAUGUAGCAACAAGAAUAGCCAGGGAAGAAUCUAUAGAGGUCAAGGUUAUAGAUGAGGGAGUAUCCAAGUUGAACAGCAGCUGGAUUCAGCUUGCAGUUGAGCAACGGAAGCUUCAAGAGCUUCUUGCAAUGUGCACCCAGAGCCACUCCGCUGUAGCCCUUCCUACA
This is a messenger RNA of Closterium sp. NIES-67, 1119 nucleotides long. The record is from the annotation of a GenBank genome assembly. NCBI's taxonomy places the organism in Eukaryota, Viridiplantae, Streptophyta, Zygnematophyceae, Desmidiales, Closteriaceae.